This is a messenger RNA of Notolabrus celidotus (New Zealand spotty), 5010 nucleotides long. It is a transcript of the gene cilp, whose product is annotated as cartilage intermediate layer protein, nucleotide pyrophosphohydrolase. The record is from RefSeq and is a predicted model, not a curated record. The transcript is spliced from 8 exons. The coding region runs from base 1 to 3489 and encodes 1162 amino acids. NCBI's taxonomy places the organism in Eukaryota, Metazoa, Chordata, Actinopteri, Labriformes, Labridae.
AUGUCGCUGAGAUUUCUUCUCAUCAUUGGAAUAACAGUGACCGCUGUUGUGUCAGCUCAAGGACCAUGGAGAAGAGACAACAGAGAGUCGAGCCCUUCAGUGUACAACUCUGAUGAUAACUACGAGUGGACCACAUGGUUCAAUGUUGAUCAUCCUGGAGGCCGUGGGGACUACGAACAGCUGGAAGCCAUUCGCUUCUACUACCGUGCCCGAGUGUGCGAAACCCCUCGGGCGAUAGAGGCCAGGACCACUGAAUGGGUUCCAGCCCGUGAAUCUGGGGAGAAGGUCCAUGCAGACCCCGCUGUUGGCUUCUGGUGCCUCAACGAGGAGCAGGGUCCUGAUCGCAACUGUUCCAACUACGCAGUCCGCUUCCUCUGUCCUACAGAAAACCUGGUGAGCAUUCAGGGUACCUGGGGUCAGUGGUCAGACUGGAGCCAAUGCCCGGCCCUUUGUGGUCAGGUCGGGGUCCAACUGCGCUCAAGAAACUGCCAAUCUCAAUCUAUGCCUUGCGUUGGAUCUAAAGUGGAAGGGAGAAAUUGCGAUGGACCCGAGUGCCCAGAAACAGAUUGCUCUCUGCAGUGUGUGAUAGGAAAGGUGAAUGCUGAGUGUGACGCAUGCACGUGUGAAGAUCACAUCCUGCUUGGUUCUGUUCGUGGGGCUGGGGGUCUCACAGCUGAGGGGGCGACCAUCCUGCGCUCUGGUAGACUUCUCACCCUUACCGACCACAACGGGCAUUUCCGAAUCCCUGGAAUCUGCCCGGAUGGCAACACCACGCUGACUGUCAACCUGCAGGGUCAUACCACCCUCAGUGUCAUCGUGCCUCACAGUGCUGAACGUACCUCUGUCCUCAGUGUGCAGAUGAAACGACAAGAAAAGCUUCAGGUGCUGAGCAACCCUGAGAGCAAGGUCAGGCGGGAGGGACAAGCUACUGCCUUCUGCUGCAACGUGGGAGGAACACCAAAACCACACAAGUACCAAUGGUUUCAUAACGACAGUCUCAUGGAGAGGCACUCUGAGAGCACUUUGGUCCUGAAAGAUCUGCGUCCUGAGCAGAAUGGGGAGUACCACUGCAGAGCGAUCAGUCAGUCUGGGGCUAUCAAGACCAAACCAGCUACACUCAAAGUCUUAGGUAAAGAGGAGCUGUCAUGUAAUCCCAACCCGGAGUCCCACCUCAUUCGGCUUCCUCACGACUGCUACCAAAACAGCACAGACUCUUUCUACUAUGAUGUGGGCAAGUGUCCCUCAAGGUCAUGUGCCGGACAGCUGGAUAAUGGCAUCAGGUGCAAAGACAAACUGGCGUACUGCUGUGGUGUGCAAAAGAUGGAGGAGAGGCAGCUAACCUGCCAGGGCUACCAGCUGCCCACCAUGGUGGUGACCGAGUGCGGCUGCCAGAAGUGUGUUGACACCAAGGCCAUAGUGCACGGUAGGGCCAUUGCUGCAGACAAUGGUGAGCCAAUGAGGUUUGGCCAUAUCUUUAUGAAUGGAGUCCGAAUCAGUCGUACAGGCUACAAAGGCACUUUCUCCAUCCAGGUUCCUCCAGACACACAGAGGCUCGUCCUGACGUUUGUGGACAACAUGCAGAAGUUCAUCAACACCACAAAGGUACUCCCGUUUAACUCCAAAGGAGGAGCUGUUUACCAUGAGAUCAAACUUCUAAGGAAGACAGCCCCUGUGACCAUCAGCUCAACAGAAACUAACACACUGGAGCUUGGAGAGGGGGAGGGCCAGGAGGCUAUGGUUCAGCUCCAGAUUCCUCCUAAUUCCUUCUACACCGAGCAAGGGGAGGUCUUCACGGGUAACGUUAAUGCAAGUGUGACCUUCCUUGACCCCAGAGACGUCUCCACAGCUGCUGCAGCUCAAAGUGAUCUCAACUUUGUAGGAGAUGAAGGAGACACCCUGCCCCUGAGAACCUACGGGAUGUUCUCAGUUGACUUUAGGGGUGAGGAGAACAAUGAGCCCCUGAAUGCAGGUGAAGUGAAGGUGUUCUUGGAUUCUGCACAGGUGAAAAUGUCAGAACACCUCGAUAACAUGAAGCUGUGGUCACUGAACCCUGAUACGGGCCUGUGGGAGGAGGAAGGGAGUCUGCAAGUGGAGAAGAAAAGAAGAGGUAAAAGGGAAGAGCGAACCUUUCUGAUUGGGAACAUGGAGAUCAGAGAGAGGCGUCUUUUUAACCUAGAUGUCCCAGAGAACCGCAGGUGCUAUGUUAAAGUGAGGGCUUUCCGCAGUGAACGCUUCAUGCCCAGCGAGCAGGUGGAGGGAGUUGUGAUCAGUCUUAUAAACAUGGAGCCGACAGCUGGUUAUUCAACUAACCCUCGUGCCUGGGGCCGCUUUGAUAGUGUCGUCACCGGUUCCAAUGGAGCCUGUCUUCCUGCCUUCUGUGAUGAACAAAAAGCUGAUGCCUAUUCCGCCUACGUCAUGGCAAACCUCGGCGGAGAGGAGCUGGAGGCCGUCCCUUCUGCUCCCAAACUCAACCCUAACCUUGUUGGAGUGCCACAACCUUACCUGGGUAAGCUGAACUACAGGCGGACUGACCACGAGGACCCCAGAGUGAAAAAGACAGCAUUCAGCAUCAAUGUGGCGAAACCGAGUGCUAACACAGCUGAGGAAAGCAACGGACCGGUGUACUCAUUUGAGAACUUAAAGGAAUGUGAGGAGGCUUCAUUCAGUGCCCCACACUUCCGCUUUUCAAGAGUAGAAGGAGACCGCUACGAUUACAACACAGUGCCGUUCAAUGAAGAUGACCCCAUGAGCUGGACUGAAGACUACCUGAGCUGGUGGCCCAAACCCAUGGAAUAUCGAGCCUGCUAUAUUAAAGUCAAAAUGAACAGCCCACAUGAGAUCAACGUGCGAUCACGCAACAUGGGAGGCACUCACCCAAAGACAGUAGGCCAGCUGUACGGCCUCAGAGACACUCGUAGCAUCCGUGACAUGGACCAGACAGCUGUAUCGGCAGUCUGCCUGGAGUUCAAGUGCAGCGGGAUGUUGUACGAUCAGGAACGUGUAGAUCGGACCCUGGUGAAAGUGAUCCCACAAGGAAGCUGCAAGAGGGAUAAUGUCAAUUCAAUGCUUCAAGAGUAUCUGGUCAACCACCUGCCACUGGCCGUUAACAAUGACACCAAUGAGUUCACCAUGCUAGCACCUCUUGACCCUCUCGGCCACAACUACGGAAUUUACACAGUGACAGACCAGGACCCCCGCACGGCCAAAGAGAUCGCACUUGGACGCUGUUUCGACGGCACCUCUGACGGUACAUCUCGUGUCAUGAAGAGCAAUGACGGCGUAGCGCUGACAUUCACAUGCGUGGAUCGUGAGGCGAAUCGUCAGAGUGUUUUCCAGGCCCUUCAGAAUACUCAGGGUCAGACAGUGACGAGCGUGGUGAGGGGAGAAGGCAGACAGAACCGACGUCGGCAGAGGGCAAACACACCCCGCAGCAGUCGAAGACGUAGCACCAGAAACCCUCUAGGGAAACGCACUAAAGCAACGAGCUAAAUGUCAACACUGAACGUCGUGGAGACCAAUUCAACACCUGAAAUAAAGAAGUGACUGGAUGGCAUAAAUCAGUGCAAAAAUUUUGUCUGGACUUUUUCAAAUUAACUAUGUAAACAAAAUGUAUACUUUUUUUUUUUUUUUUUACAGCUCCAUCCGUGGCAUUGUUACUUUGUACUACUUGUUUCAUCUGUACUGUGGUAAAUAUUUACUUGACUGUAAAUAGAGUAUUUAUUACAUGUGCUUUAAAAUCAGUUAUCAGUGAACGAGGUGCUGUGUUACUACAUUCAAGUCUUGCUCAUUGACACAACAGAAACACGAGUCCUUUUGACCAGUGAUUUAUUAAAUUAGAUGCUUAUAAAACAUUGCAGAUGCUGUAUCUUCCACAUUGUAUGAAUCCAAUUGUCCAUUUAGCAAUGAAACUGGUCAAGUGCUAGGAAAGAAAAGGAGAAAAGAACCCUUUUCGACUGUAGCCCAUAUGAAGACAUGGUGGGGUGAAGCCAAUAAGCCCCCGCUCCUCAUCACACUUGAUACAAGCCUGCAGAAGCAAUGAUUAGGAGACCAGUUGUAGCAAGUUAGUCCACUUGCCUGAUCCAUAAUUUUCUGCAUUAGUAGAAAUCAAAUAAGUAAAUUACAUAUUCGUCAUGCACAGAAAAUACCUAUAAGCACUCUUUGCUCCAUGUUUUCAAGGAUAAUCCAGAGAUGUAUCAAGAGAAUGGCUGUUAGGUUUUUAAAGUCACAUUUAUUUUACUCAUCUAUCCCUUUUACCUUACAAUGAAUGUCAUGUGCUCUCUGUAAAAUUACAACUACUACUUACAUGUUGCUUCAGUCUCAAUUUGCCCACAUCGCAACCUGUCCAGAAAUAAAGAUGAAUAAUGUAUUGGAUAAUCGUUCUGAAUUUGGCAACCAAAGUUAGAUACUUUUUACCUCCUGGUUGGAAAACCAUCCACAGGAAAGUCGGACCUAUAAUAUAUACAUGACAUUCUGGUUAAAGGAUUUGCAUAGAACCUUGUGUUUCUAUGUCACUACACUUAUAACUGCAAUACUGUAUCUGCCAUUUUAACAGGAGCAACAUUUAAUAAAAAUGAGACCUGCAAAACUCAGACAACAGCAGUCAUGAUGAGCUCUUCACUGAAGCUUGGUCUUCCAACAGAUACUAUAUGAUUAUGCGUGUUUGAGUUGAGGCUGAAUGAGACAGAGAAAAGGCAAUUCCAUAUGUAUGAACAUAAAGAGUUGAUGUAACUGGAUGCUCCCUGGUAUAGUCUCUCUGGUCAUUGAAGCAAAAUGAAUGGGGGCAACACAUAGUUCAGAUUUUCCAGGAUGGCACUGGACAGCAUGAGAAGGUACAGCUGCAUUUCUGAGGGUGGAGAAGGGGAAAGGGCAGUGGCAAUGCAGCCAGUGUCACAUGAAGUCCUCGUAGUCUUGGGCGUAGCCACCGUCAAACUCUGCAUAGUCAAGGUCAUCUCUCAUCUGUGCUUUUAAACCGCCUCCAGGUACGACUCCUUUCUUCUUUUUCUUUCCUUU